Molecule: messenger RNA, 2761 nt
Organism: Purpureocillium takamizusanense
Lineage: Eukaryota; Fungi; Ascomycota; Sordariomycetes; Hypocreales; Ophiocordycipitaceae
Exons: 3
Coding region: 63-2450 (795 amino acids)
Molecular function (GO): crossover junction DNA endonuclease activity; 5'-flap endonuclease activity
Source: RefSeq, a predicted model, not a curated record
CAACACUGAUUGAUGGUUCAACUUCACGCAGCGCACCGCACCCCGGCGCUGCGCCCGCGUCCAUGGGUAUCAAGGGGAUUUACGGCCAGCUGGGCCCGGGGAAACGGGUUUCGCUCGCCCAGCUGGCUGCCGACAGCAUCCAGCACCAAAACAGACCGUUUCGAAUCGCCAUCGACAUCGCAAUAUGGCAGUUCCAGACACAGGCCGCCCGAGGUGGCACAAACCCGGCCAUUCGAACCCUCUUUUACCGCCUCGUCCGCCUGAUGGGGACACCCGUGCAGCCCGUCUUCGUCUUCGAUGGCCCAAACAAGCCCGUUUUCAAGCGAAACAAGCGAUCCGGACGAGGUGAUGGUGUCGCGACCGCGCAGGCAAAGCAACUGAUCCGGCUCUUUGGCUUCGCAGUCCACGACGCCCCGGGAGAGGCCGAGGCCGAGUGCGCCCUGCUACAACAGCAUGGCAUAGUGGACGCCGUCUUGAGCGAAGAUGUGGACACAAUCAUGUUUGGUUGUACAAAGACUCUCCGAAACUGGUCUGCCGAAGGCAAGACCUCGAAAACCCCAACCCACGUAUCCCUCUACGACGUGAGCGACCCCAAGAUUGCGGAACUUGGCCUCGACCGACAAGGCAUGGUCCUCAUCGCCCUGAUGAGCGGCGGUGACUACCUGCCAGAUGGUAUCCCGGGCUGUGGCGUGAAGGUGGCUUACGAGGCUGCCAAAGCGGGCUUCGGCAGGUCCAUCUGCACACUCAAAGCUUCCGACACCAACGGCAUCCGGGACUGGCGAGAGUCGUUGACGCACGAGCUCAGGACAAACGAGCAAGGCCAUUUCAGGACAAAACACCGAGCUUUGGUCAUUCCCGAAGACUUUCCCAAUAUUGAGGUUCUCCGAUAUUACACCCAUCCGGUCGUGUCGCCGCGGUCCACGUUGGAUGCCGUGCGCCAGAAAGUCGAGAGGAAACAAACGAUACACCUCGAGGCUCUGCGCGAGUUUACGCGCGAGACGUUUGACUGGGACUACAAAAUCGGCGCGAUCAAGUUCAUUCGGGUCCUGGGGCAGGCUCUUCUCGUUCAAAAGUUGUCUCAAGGCGAGGCGAACCAUGACGGCUGGGUGAAGCGGAUAUCCGGGCGGCGUCAACACUUUUCGACCGACGCCACACCAGAGCUGCGACUCGCGUACGUUCCCGAAGAGGUUGUGCCGAUCGAUUUGUCAAAGGAGGUUGACGAGGUUGUUGCUUCCGGACGAGACGGCCUGGCUCUUAAUAGCGACGACGACUUUGGUGCGGACGCUGAAUCUGCCGGUGUCGCUGACGGUGCCAGAGCGCCAAAGGUCUUCGAUGUCAGCAAACCAGACUUGACAUGGGUUCUGGAGAGCGUGGCAAGGAGGUUUAUCCCCGACACGGUUCGGUCUUGGGAGGAGGCCACUGCUGCCAAAAUCCCCCGGAAGUCGCCAGCAAAGAAAACUACAGCCGCUCCCAAGCCAAAGAAAGGCUCCGGCAUGCCUCGAGGUGCGCUCGAUGGUUUUGUACGCGUAACCAAAUCUAAAGCGGGACACGACGAGACCGGCCGAGCGGCCGAACUUGAACCUGGGGCGAAGGCUACACAGAAAUCAAGGCUCAAGGUCCCGCCUCUCCUUCGAUCGCCGUCCCCGAGCAAGAGUAAGCAGCCAUCGAGGAGCCCCAAAGACCCUGGCUCACCCAAGACGCCUAGGGCACCUACCGCAUCUACAACUGGGCCGGAGACGAUUCUCAUCUCUUCGAGCCCUGCCGCGCCGCCACCCUCACUGCCCCCCUCCCCAUCCCCUCGGCCACGGUCUCGCGGGGUACCGAAUUCCAGUCAUACCAGGGAUGGUAGCCCGAUGCGCUCGACUCGUGUCCCGCGUAGUGGUUCUCAGAGGGUAGACCAUAGUCGGAGUCCUAAGAAGGGUAGGGAACCACUCAGAAGGGUAGCCUCAUCCAAGAGACUCGAGGAUUCGAGAUACACACAGCUUUCCAUGGAUAUGUUUGCGACCAAAAGCUCGCAACCGUCAUCAAGUCAGGCGAUCAGCAGCCCAGCCCUAGCGCUCCCGCGGCCCGCCACGCCUGAGAACAGGCCUGGAGGUCCACCUGAACUCGAAGAGUUUGCCGAUUCUUCUGAGCUGGACCUGGCACCGCUCUCGGCGCUGAUAAACCGGCAACCACCAUCAGCCUCUCCAAGCAAGCGACGAUCAGAGGGCGAGACGCCCACCCCCGCUGAAGAGCAAAGCCCGCCGCCAAGCCCGUCAAGGAAGAAGAAACUCCUUGAGCGCGGCGCCGCGCUUUAUCGACGCAAUGAAGACGAGUGGGAUGAUGAUCAGGUCGAGCGGGCCGCGCCCAGGGAUCGUGGAGGGCCAAAGUUGCCGGAAUCGCGUGGCGCCAAGGCCAGCGCGGUGAGGUGGAGCGACGUAUCCAUCGUGGACUUGACUGGCGACGAUUGAUUUGAUAUUCUACAGCGAGCAUAUGUGUCUUUAUAAGUGCGUGGGGAGUUUGUAGCUGCAUUUCGUGGGAAGGCUGGCUGGCGGAGGGUGGCGGUCUGUCAACAGUAGACGGUUUAUGAACUUGUCCGUGCCAUAUACACACAUGGCUGCUUAGACGACUGGCAAUAGCCCCUCGAGCACAAUAUCAUACGAACAAUCACGAGAGGAGGUUCCUACAAUGGUAUUCGAGGAGGCACACAAGUGUGCAAAAUGUAUGAUAUCCAGUGUUUCCCAAGCGACGGCUCGAUGCCGGCUUCAAUAUUCCAACGCCC